AUGCCAGAGAAGAAUCCUCCGAUAUUAGAGAGGUAUGAUGGCUCAACGGAUCCCGACAAUCAUCUUAGGAUCUUCACCAAUGCAAUGGCGUUCUACACGGACAAUGACCCGGUCAUAUGCAGAGCCUUCUCCUUAUCGCUUAAGGACAAAGCAUUGGAGUGGUAUAACACUCUUCCCCCAAACACAGUGGAUUGCUUCGCCACUGUAGAAACCCUCUUUAGAAGGCAAUACGCCUCCAAUCAGAAACAGGAGAUAACACCAGCGGAAUUAGUAAAUACUAAGCAAGAGAAAGGGGAAACUAUGAAAGCCUUUAUGAAAAGAUAUAAUGAAACCGCACGGCGAGUUAAAGAUGUUAAUCACACUUUUAUCAUCAGCAACCUGCCUUCAUGUCUAAGGCCAGGAUAUUUUGCUGAAAAAUUAUAUGCACGACCACCAAAAACAAUGGAUGAACUUCAGGAAAGGAUAACUGAGUUUCUUAGUACGGAGGACAUGCGAAUGUCAAAAAGAAAGCAACAACAGGAAGCUGAUGUAGGCGGAAAGAGAAAGGACAACAGACAAACAUUCGACGAUAGUGACAAGGGAGGAGGGUCUCGACCAAAAGACUUCCCCCGAGUGCCUAAGUUUGAUCAUUACACAGCCAUUAAUGCACCAAGGGCAAAAAUCCUCGCGGAAGCUCUUGGGGCUGAGCUCUUUUCGGUCAGGAAACAUCAUUCACAUAAAAAUGCUGAUGGAGGAAAGCAUAGGCAAUACCAUCAAAAAUUGGGACAUACCACCGAAGAGUGUGUAACACUCAAAAACAAAAUCGAAGAACUUAUUCAUGUAGGCCAUCUCCGUAAAUUUGUGGAGAAGGAUCGACAACGGAUAAGAAGCUCAUCAAGGUCUCCACAAAGAAAUACAGAACGAUCGAAUAGAAAGGAGGAGCAGAAACAUAGGCGUGGUUGCAACCGCAGCCAUAGCUCUGACCGCACAAUCCUGAGGUGUAUCAAUUAG
Messenger RNA from Vigna angularis (adzuki bean), 990 nucleotides. RefSeq lists its product as uncharacterized. Bases 1 to 990 code for a protein of 329 amino acids. The transcript has a single exon. Lineage: Eukaryota; Viridiplantae; Streptophyta; Magnoliopsida; Fabales; Fabaceae. The record is from RefSeq and is a predicted model, not a curated record.